Molecule: messenger RNA, 618 nt
Organism: Lodderomyces parapsilosis
Lineage: Eukaryota; Fungi; Ascomycota; Pichiomycetes; Serinales; Debaryomycetaceae
Product: MIND complex subunit
Exons: 1
Coding region: 1-618 (205 amino acids)
Biological process (GO): chromosome segregation
Cellular component (GO): MIS12/MIND type complex
Source: RefSeq, a predicted model, not a curated record
AUGUCUGAUGCCACGCGUACUGCAGCAAUGAACUCAUCGCCUAAAGUUAGAUUCCGGAGACUUCAAGUACUCGGUAGAAGAGCGGUUGAGCAGGUGCUCAAAACAUCCUUUUCAGAGGAACAGAUUAGACAAUGUUAUCCAACAAUUGUUGAAUCAGAGGCAGGAUCUGCAAAGUUGGAAACUGGAGUCACCCGGCUUCAGGAAUAUCUUCACGAUAGCACAGUGACUGAAUUUAAUCACAUAUACGAUGAAAAUUCGUUGUCUCUGAAGUUGGACGAGUUGGACUAUCUCAUACAUCUGGCACAAGAAAGAAAACAACAGGGAGGCUCUUUGAAUGAAGACAAGCCAGUUGCAAUUGACAAGUUACCUGCAGAAGAUAUCAUGAGCUCGAUUGCUCUUAGUGAUAAGGAAGACACGUUAGACAAAUUGAAGUUGAUUUAUGACCAAUUGUGCAAGGAUAAUGACGAUAUGCUUCAAUCAUUAGAUGAGAAGUCAAAGGAAAAUGAGACUUUAGCUGGUAAGAUUUUCGAGAUUUGGAACCCCAUACUACGCCAGGAAGAUGUGAUGCAAAGAAAUCUAAUACGAAAUAAUAAGUCUUUAUAUAACUCGACUAACUAA